CGGUAACACAUUAUCCAGGUUUGGAUGACAAUCAGAUCAAGCGGAGCAAGCUGGUGAGCUUCCCCAGACUUCAUUUACCAGCUCUUUUUCAGAUAUCUUCAACCAUCUUGUUUACCUUCUUGAAACAUGCAAGUUUUUUUCUUUGUCUAGUACAUCCUAGGGCAUUGAGUCGACACCUGCGCCCUCUUUACAUACGAUGCCACUCUCAUCCCUUCCCCGCACUCUCGUCCGCCUGGGGCCGACGGCCGUUGCUCGUCGCUCAAGACGAGCUGCCUCUACAGCCACCACCAGCUCCUCAAGUCCUCCUCGCCCGCUAGACUCAAUCCUGAUCGCAAAUAGAGGAGAAAUUGCUCUGCGAGUGGGCCGAACAGCUUCUCAGCAUGGAAUCCGAGUGACAACGCUUUAUACAGACCCCGAUUCAAGAGCACAACACGCACUGAGCUCACCAUUCGCUUUCAACCUGGGCUCAGUCUCUGCAUACCUUGAUGGAGACCGCAUUAUCGAGAUCGCAAAAGCACAAGGAUGUCAAGGGAUACACCCGGGAUAUGGCUUUCUCAGCGAGAACUCGGACUUUGCGCGAAAAUGCACGGAAGCUGGCCUGGUUUUCAUUGGUCCGCCAUGGAAGGCAAUCGAGGAUAUGGGAGACAAGAGUCAGUCCAAGAAGAUUAUGACAGCCGCAGGUGUACCAUGUGUGCCCGGUUACCACGGUGAAAACCAAGACCCAGCUUUUCUCGAAGCCGAAGCCGAUAAAAUCAGAUAUCCUGUGCUCAUUAAAGCAAUCAAGGGAGGUGGCGGUAAAGGCAUGAGAAUUGCCCAGUCAAAGGACGAGUUUCAAGCCCAGCUUCAAUCUGCAAAGUCGGAAGCCAUGAACUCUUUCGGGGAUGACCACGUCCUGGUGGAGAAAUACAUUACCACACCCCGACACAUUGAAGUGCAAGUCUUCGCUGAUAAGCAUGGGAAUUGUGUUGCGUUAGGAGAGCGAGAUUGCAGUAUCCAGCGGCGACACCAAAAAAUCCUCGAGGAGUCACCUGCACCUCAUCUCCCUGACGCCACGAGAAAGGACAUCUGGGCAAAGGCUAGAUCAGCUGCCCUCGCUGUCGGCUACGAAGGGGCUGGUACUGUUGAGUUCAUCUUUGACAACGACACUGGAGAGUUCUUCUUUAUGGAAAUGAAUACUAGACUCCAGGUUGAGCAUCCCGUCACUGAAAUGGUCACCGGCCAGGACCUCGUGCACUGGCAAUUGAAAGUCGCUGAAGGCGCCAAACUUCCCCUCACCCAAGAGGAGGUCGAAGCGAAGAUCGCGAGCCAUGGGCAUGCGAUUGAAGCUAGAAUAUAUGCCGAAAAUCCUGAUCAAGGGUUCAUUCCCGACUCCGGAACGCUUCUUCAUGUCCGCACUCCUGCUGCUACCGAAGAUGUUCGCAUUGAUGCAGGCUUCGUGCAGGGGGACGAGGUCUCUGCGCAUUAUGACCCCAUGAUUGCGAAGCUGAUUGUUAGGGGCCGCGACCGAUCAGAAGCUAUUCGCAAAUUGGCUGCCGCGCUAGAGGAGUACGAAGUUGCCGGCCCAAUUACCAACAUCGAGUUCCUGAAGACCAUCUGCAAGAGUGCCGACUUCGUCUCCGGGGAAGUGGAAACGGGGUACAUUGAAAAGCACCGUGAGGAGCUGUUCGCCAAGAAAACCAUUGAACCGGAAGUUCUGGCACAAGUGGCAUUGGCUUGCCUACAUGAUGAUUCCGACCUGGUGACACGAAAGACGGCCAAUUUGGAAGGCUCUGCCGUGGGAUUUGGCCCAGGCUACCAAGAACACCACAUGACCUUUACGGAUUCAUCAGCAGCAGCGACAAACAGUGACAGUACGUUUGAUGUCAAAGUCCAGCAAACAGGCGCAAACCUGUUCACCGUCAAGGUCGGCGAGAAUGUGUUCGAGCAGGUGGCCAGCCACCCUAAUGCAUCCUCCCGAGUCAUCACAUCGUUUUUCCCUCACACUCGCCUCGAUACAACUGUGAUCCGAGACGGCGACUCGAUUGUUGUAUUUGACCGCGGCACACAGUACCGCCUCGCUGUCCCACGGGCAAAAUGGAUGGAAAAGGCUCUGGGGAUGAAGGACGUCACGAAUAGCGUCCUCGCGCCAAUGCCGUGUAAAGUCUUACGUGUGGAAGUUCAAGCCGGCGACGUCGUUGAAAAGGACCAGCCCCUCGUGGUGAUUGAGAGUAUGAAGAUGGAGACAGUCAUUCGCAGCCCGCAAAGAGGGAAGAUUGCGAAGGUUGUCCAUAAACAAGGAGACCAAUGCAAGAGCGGAACACCGCUUGUCGAGUUCGCAGGCGAAGAUGAAUGAUUGGCCAGUAUGUGGUAUUGGGACAGGAUAUUUGGAAGGGCUGGGAAUUAGGAGGUAUCAUUAUCGUAUGAUACCGUAUGCAUUUUGCUCUCGACACCGGAGUCAUGUAGGUAUAUUCCAAGGUUAUUAUGAUUAUCAUGUUGUAUGGUUCUCUCCCUGCAAAUUACAGCUGUCAACAUAUGAUCCGAUGCAAGUUGAUUACUCAGAUAGAUCUACACUAAGCCUAAGGCGUUUGACGAAGAGGCAUACUCCAGAAGUGUGAACCUCCGUUUCUUCUCCCUUCAAGCCGUUUUGUUACAAGGUACAACUUGACGUCCACCUCCGGACCCACAGGGGACGUCAUGGGGAUGAUGUUCGAAGGCACGGAGCCUCAUCUUGCUGCUCCACAUGGACUUCGGGUUUCAGGGUCUACCCGAGGUGGGCCGUUUCAGCUAGUCGGUGCAUUGACCAGGGC
This is a messenger RNA of Aspergillus calidoustus, 2786 nucleotides long. The record is from the annotation of a GenBank genome assembly. NCBI's taxonomy places the organism in Eukaryota, Fungi, Ascomycota, Eurotiomycetes, Eurotiales, Aspergillaceae.